Molecule: messenger RNA, 2768 nt
Organism: Pseudophryne corroboree (corroboree frog)
Lineage: Eukaryota; Metazoa; Chordata; Amphibia; Anura; Myobatrachidae
Gene: COLEC10
Product: collectin subfamily member 10
Exons: 9
Coding region: 757-1584 (275 amino acids)
Source: RefSeq, a predicted model, not a curated record
CUUCUCUCCCCUGCUUCACCGAAGACUCGGCAGUCUUCAGCACCGCCCCCCUCUCUCCCCUCCAGUCAGUGCUGGAUUCAGAGAGGGGACACAGGAAGUCACAUGAUGUACAUGUGACUGUGCAGUGUGCACUGUCUGGAGGAGCAAGGCAAGCUGUCCUAAUGAGAAGAGGAGCAGCCAGCCUGUAGCAGCCUCUAUUUCUAGCAACAAGCCACAGAAGAGCUGAGACAGCUUUCAGACACACAGGUGGUCCCGAUUGGUGAUGGACGGGGUCUACUGGUGAAGGGGGUCUUUCAGUACCAGGAUUGCAGAUCCAGACUUUGGAUGAAAAAAAAAAUCUGUAGGUCACUGAAACAAGUCUGCAAUAUAUGGAUUGGAGAAACAAUAUAUCUGGGGGUAAAACACAGAAUCUGUGACACAAUAAAAUUGUGAUUGCUGAUGUACUAUAUGGGGUCUAUCGCUCUGCACAGACUUUCUCCUCUUCAGACAACUACAAAGUGAAGGAAGGGUGCAAGCGUGAAUAUCCCGUACUCCAGUAAAAUGGCUGAACUUUUUUUUUUCCAAAGAAUACAUAUCUGCCAAACAAUUUCUGCUGGUUUAACAAGUAACUGUUCUGCGAAAUGAAAGGGGUCCUUUUCCGACAUCUGGCAAGUGAAAGGUGUUGACAUUGCAGAGCUGAGUUUCGGGGCUGGAGCGGACUCUCUCAAGUGACUUGGAAAUCAGAGGUCUGAGAAGUGCUUCCAGCAGCCACCGAACAUGAUGUGCGGAACCGGGCCCUGGCUGUCUGUCUGUGUUACUUUACUGGUGCUGUUCCCUGGGGAUCUCGCCUCAUUCACAGCUGAGAACCGAUCUGCCUCCGAUAUCUGCUCAACGCACACCAUUAUACCUGGGCCCAUAGGUGAUAUUGGUGGAAAAGGUGAAACAGGUGAAUUUGGAAAACCAGGAAAGGAAGGACCACUGGGUCCUAAGGGUAUCAAAGGAGAAUUUGGCGACUUAGGUGACCAAGGGCUUCUCGGUAAAAUCGGGCCAAUUGGGAGUAAGGGUGACAAGGGUUAUAAAGGCUUGGACGGACUGCAAGGAGGAAAAGGCAAAGCAGGCAGUUUCUGCGACUGUGGAAGAUACCGGAGAGCGGUGGGCCAGCUGGAUCUAAGGGUCAGCCAGCUCAAAUCCUCUUUAAAGUUUUUCAAAAAUGUGAUUGCUGGCAUCCGGGAAACAGACGAGAAGUUCUAUUACAUUGUGAAGGAAGAACGCAAUUACAGGGACGCCCUGACUCAAUGUAGGAUCAGAGGUGGCACGCUGGCGAUGCCCAAGGACCAGGCCACCAACUCACUGAUUGCCGAUUACAUCUCCAGCAUGGGAUUACUGAGGGUCUUCAUCGGCGUCAAUGACUUUGAGAAAGAGAAGCAGUUCAUGUACACAGACAACACCCCGGUGCAAAGCUUCAGCAGCUGGAAGGACGGUGAGCCCAAUGACGGCUCGGGGUAUGAAGACUGCGUGGAGAUGCUCAGCACCGGAGCCUGGAAUGACGUGGACUGUCAGCUCACAAUUUAUUUUGUCUGCGAGUUUGUGAAAAAGGCCCAGUAGUUCCUAUUUACUGUCCCUAGGGGUCAGCGCUGCAGCUUCCGCCUCGUUUAUAAAGUAUUGGAAUAACUUUUGUCUAAAAUGACUCCGCAUGUAAUUAUAGACAACCGAUAUACUCAGAACACAUUUAAUCCACACAUUUAAUGAGGUCACGGGUGUUACAAUGUGCAGCUAAUGUGGUUCUCCAAAUUUUGGGAACCCCUCACCCUAAUUAAUUACCAUUAACUUACCUGGGUAAGGUGUGGGCAAUGCUGUAACCGCCACGGUGAAGUGCAGGACUUCUGGAACACAUUACUGUACUGCACCCAGUUUAGCAUCUCAAGUAAUACUUAGUCUGAAGCUGUUGUUGUGCUCCAACAACCAUAACCCUAAAGUGACAUACAGUAGGUGGUCAUUCCGAGUUGAUCGCAGCCAGCAACUUUUUGCUGCUGCUGCGAUCAACUAGUCCACGCCUAUGGGGGAGUGUAUUGUAGCUUAGCAGGGCUGCGAUCGCUUGUGCAGUCCUGCUAAGCUAAAAAAAUUCAAGCAAAAAAAGACUAGCCCUAUACCUACUUACCCUGUGCGAUGGAUCCAGCGAUGAUGGGCCCGGCUUUGACGUCACUCCUCCGCCCUUCGUUAUCCUGGACACGCCUGCGUUUUACUCACCACUCCCCGAAAACGUCUUUAAACAGUCCGGAUCCGCCCUGGAACGCAUUCUUUUUGUCAAUCUUCUUUGCGGUCGGCUCUGCGACCGCUUCCUUUGUAGGCAGCGACGGGCAACGUCGUGCACGUGCACUACGUCCGCCGUGCAUGCGCAUUCCACACCCGUUCGCACCGCAGCGAUAAACCGCUGUGUGCGAACGGUUCGGAAUGACCCCCAUAGUUACAACCACCAGAGGUGUGCUUUGUCCCAAUUGGGCAACAUUAAACGUUUUGUGGUAUGUAGAUGCCUGGUAUUCACCACAAAUUAUAGAACUGGACACAAGAAGAAAACCAUGCAGUACCACUUGUGACCAUGAGGGAGCGAUGCAAAGCCCAUCCAACCAAAGUGCAUAUUUAGUGUGCAAAGUAAUUAUAACAUAUAUAUAUACACAUAUAUAUAUAUAUAUAUAUAUAUUUAUAUAUGUUUUACUUGUGUUUAUAUAUUAUAUAUGGUAUGCAAAUGACAAAAUGUAAUGUGACUAAUAAAUUUACGCUUAGAACAGAAA